Molecule: messenger RNA, 3615 nt
Organism: Leptomonas pyrrhocoris
Lineage: Eukaryota; Euglenozoa; Kinetoplastea; Trypanosomatida; Trypanosomatidae
Exons: 1
Coding region: 1-3615 (1204 amino acids)
Source: RefSeq, a predicted model, not a curated record
AUGCACGAGCCAAGCACGUCAUCGUCGUCUACGGCGGCGUCGUGUUUCGACAUCUACGCUGUUGAGAGCAGCGCGCCACCGUCGCUGCCACGCCAAGCAGCACCGUACGCCAACCGCGCCAAGCACCCACCAGCACAACAGCGUGGGCAGGUGGUGCCGGGGCAAGGAGAACGAGAAUUCUUACUGGAGGAGCACCAAGGCGAAACAGCGGCGGCGGCGGCAGACGAGGCAACCGCGCCCGAGCUUCGAUCCCCCUUUUCGUCCGUCUCCUCUACGCAAUCGCAGAACCUGGUGGAUCCGCAUUUGCCAAACGGCCCUUCUCCGUCGCUGGGAAACACAAAAAUGGUGCAUCACGACAGCAGCCACAGCAGCCACGACGACGACGCGGAGGGCGUGACCGCAGAUGCCGAGACGCAGAGCGCCAGCGUUCGCAACAGCCUCUCUGUCCUUCCGACGUCGUCGAACGUUUCUUCGUUGAUCGCGGUGGCGGCAUCGUUUUCUUCCAACUCCAUACGCGCUGUCAACGUGCCACGCUGUGUCGCCUCCCCACCAACUCGGCCCACACUUUCCGUGACGUUGGUGUCGAAGCCUCGCACGGCGGCCACCGCGCGUGAGACAGGAUACGCAGAAACCGUCUUGUCAGCGGAUGUCCAUGACCCGCCAGCCGCAUCAUUCACGGCAUCAGCAACGGCUGCAACAGCAAGCGAACAGACGGGGGUUGCAACCUCACCUGCUCCCCCUCCCCAACCGCCAUCAUCGCAGCCGCCGCGCACGCUUCACAAGGGCCCCACCACGUAUACCUCCGUCGGCACCUACAAAUCACUCCCCGUGCUGCCGCCCCAGGUGUUUCGCAGCGCCAGCGGCACCGCUCCCGCCGCCGGCGGGGCGUUGUUUGUGUCCGUCAGCAACGGCCCAUCGGCCAGCUCGGCCGUGUCUACGCCCCUGCUAGGUCCGCCGUCUCCGUCUGCUGUGGCGGCCACCACCGCCGCCGCGGGCUCGGUGGCAGCGCCGUUGGCGACCCUUCUCACCGCCCCCAGCCCGACAAACAUGCAGGCGCGGCUCGCGUACUCGAUGGGCGGUUCCCGCAAGCGCAACAGCGUGAAUGUGCCGAUGCACCCCAAUUUGGGCUCCGAAGAAGAAGACGAGAACAUGAACUCCGACGUGGUGGACGACGGAUGCCUAAGCUCAGAUCAGUGGCUGAUGCUCUCGCAGAGCACGAGUAACGCGUGCAACAACACCAUGAGAAGCAACACCGCGACAAGUCGCUCAAGCAGUCACGACCGCGGACCCGUGGAGGACGGUGCGGCAACGGCAGCGGCGUAUCAGCCGCCUCCGACGUGGUCGCUGGUGAGACCGCACCAUGUGGCAGAGCCGCACGUGGGGAAGAACGGAGGCAGCGCCUACAGCCCCGUCAUCGGCCCGCAAGCCCCACAGACGGACCAGCUGAACAGCAACAUGCACAGCGGUGGUGGCGCUGCCGCCGUCCAUGCACCUCCGCCGAUUGCGAUGUACGUCCCAACGAGUAUCAUGGCGGCCACUACGACAGCAACAGAGAACGUCAGCACACCUACAAACGCAGGGCGCGGAGUCGUCCGCAGCCGCGAUCACUCCCUGGCGCACUCCUUACGUUCGCCGCUGCGGUCCCCGCUCUCGGCGCCGGCGCACGGGUCCGCCGGGCGCGGCGGAGGCACGCUGCUGAGUCGGCGCAGCUCCUUCGGCUCGUUGCGCUUGGCCACGCACGAUCCGUACAACGCCGCUAUCAUAUCCCCGGCGGCGGUGGUCGUGCCGCGAGGGGCUAGCUCGUCAAGCGUGCUCUCGCUCUCCGCCUUUCCCACCUCUCCGACAGCCCCGCCGUCGACGGCGACGCAUACGGAGCACACGAACACGCACACGGUGCCCACGGCAGGCGGAAACGCACCGAUGAGCACGACAGCAGCGGACACCAUGAUGGUGGCGUCGUCGGACGGGAUCUGCGUGCAGGACGCGCCGACGCCCUCGCAGUCAGGGCGAAGCCGCAUGAACCGCAGCAGUAAGAACACCUAUAACAACCCUUCCGAGGUGUUUCCGUACUAUGAGGAGAACAAUUACGUGGGAGGGGGUACGAGCACAACGACGACGCGGCCAAUGAUGGAGCUUCCGCCAGCGCCGUCUCCGUACCAGCAACAGCUAUCGCGAGCUCUUUCGUCCCCUGCCACGCAGAUCUGCAGUUCGCGAAGCCGCAGCGGGAAGGCAGAUUUCGCCUUGUCUUUCUCGUACAGUUCACAGCCGUCGGCCACGCUGACGUCGCCCACGCAGGCCUUCAGCCAGCAGCAGCAAUUGCAGCUACAAAGGCAGCAGCAACAGCCGGCGGCGUUCUUCCCAGUGGAGGCGACACAUCCCCCACCACCGCGGCGCCGCAACGCACAGGAGGCGCUCGCCGGAUUCUUCUCCGAGGCGCCCAUUGAGUUGGGCGACCAGACGCACCUCGUGCUGGACCGCAACGGUGUACCGUAUCAGGGCGAGACGACGAGCACGCCUGGAGGUGGCGGCGGCAACACCAACACGAGCCAAAACCGACGGGGUGGCCUGCCUCUCUUUCCUUCCCAGCCUCCAUCUGCACCACCACCACCACCGCUGCCUCCGGCCGCCUACGCACCGAUCCCUUCGCUGGACACCUUUUACUGCCGCACGGAGCCGCCGUACGGCGAGCACGUGCCGAUGGACGGCUAUGCCCCUUACCCCCCACCGCCACCCCCACCACCGUCGCAUCCACAACAGGGGCAGCAGCGACAACCAAUUGCAGGAACAAACCCUGCCACCUCGAUGCUGCACCACCGGCCCUCCGCGCAAGCUGCGACGGCGGAGAGCACUGCGGGGUCCUCCAACUACAACAGAGAGGGAGACUACAUCCAACAGCGCAGCGGCAGUGCUUACGCAUUUCCCGGUGGGACUGCGUUUCAGCAGCAGUAUGGCGGGCCCGUGAGCGCGAUGCCGCCGGAGAACGGCACCUUAACACCACCACCACCCUCGCAACGUGGCAGCUACACCCGCGUCAUCGGCGAUCUCUUCGGCAGUUCACCGUACGCCACGGAGGGGGACAGUCGGAACGUCCAGACGGCGUACGGCAGCAUAGCGCAGUUGCACCCUGUGGGCAACGGUGUCGACGCAAGGGCGACGCGCGGCGCCAGAAGCGGCGGCGGCGGCGAAGGCAGCCAUCGAAGCCCACGCUAUUACCCCGGCCACAACGACAACAACCACAGCUGUUAUGCAAACAACGCCUCCGCCAGCGCGCGUCCACUCGGGGACGCCUACGACUACGGAUUGACUCCGGCGUUGCCGGGUGCGGACGGGGAGGCAGAUGUGCUGCAGCAAACCAAUGCUGCGUGCUUCACCGCUCCUCUUCCGCGAAGCGCGGGGGCGGAAAAAGCCCAGGUGAGCACCGGAGACAGCCACCCUCGCAACCCGCGCCACAGCCGCCACAACGCUCAUGACAGUAACGUUGGCCAACCUGCUGGCGUUUUCCACCCUCCACCGCAGCGGUCACAGCAACCGGCAAGGGGAGUCAAGGCGCCCGCACCGGACACGUACGGCACCCCGCCCUUUUUCUUCCCCCCGGUACAACGACCACCGCUGUAG